Molecule: messenger RNA, 3789 nt
Organism: Neopsephotus bourkii (Bourke's parrot)
Lineage: Eukaryota; Metazoa; Chordata; Aves; Psittaciformes; Psittacidae
Product: CCR4-NOT transcription complex subunit 1-like
Exons: 22
Coding region: 49-3426 (1125 amino acids)
Biological process (GO): nuclear-transcribed mRNA catabolic process, deadenylation-dependent decay
Cellular component (GO): P-body; CCR4-NOT core complex
Molecular function (GO): molecular adaptor activity
Source: RefSeq, a predicted model, not a curated record
UCCCUUCUCUGUCUCUUGUAGGUCUUCAGGCCUCCAAACCCGUGGACAAUGGCCAUUAUGAAUGUUUUAGCUGAGCUACAUCAAGAACAUGAUCUAAAAUUGAAUCUGAAGUUUGAGAUUGAGGUGCUCUGCAAGAAUCUUGCACUAGACAUCAAUGAGCUGAAGCCUGGAAGUCUCCUGAAAGAUAAGGAUCAUCUGAAAAAUCUGGAUGAGCAGCUGUCUGCUCCAAAGAAGGAUGUGAAGCAGCCGGAAGAGCUACCGCCCAUCACAACAACUACUGCCUCUACAACUCCAGCUACCAGCACCACUUGUACAGCCACGGUUCCUCCACAGCCCCAGUACAGUUAUCAUGACAUCAAUGUCUAUUCUUUGGGAGGGUUGGCUCCACAUAUUACCUUAAACCCAACGAUCCCACUGUUCCAAGCCCACCCACAGUUGAAGCAGUGCGUGCGGCAAGCGAUUGAGCGAGCAGUGCAAGAACUUGUCCAUCCAGUGGUGGAUCGCUCCAUUAAGAUCGCCAUGACUACUUGUGAGCAGAUAGUCAGGAAGGACUUUGCACUGGAUUCGGAGGAGUCACGAAUGCGUGUGGCCGCGCACCAUAUGAUGCGGAACCUGACUGCUGGGAUGGCCAUGAUCACCUGCAGGGAACCUUUGCUGAUGGGCAUCGCUACCAACUUGAAAAAUAGUUUUGCUAAUGCAUUGAGGGCAGCCUCCCCACAGCAGAGGGACAUGAUGGAGCAGGCAGCAGCCCAGUUAGCACAGGACAACUGUGAACUGGCCUGCUGCUUUAUCCAGAAGACAGCUGUGGAAAAAGCAGGGCCUGAGAUGGACAAGAGGCUUGCAACUGAAUUUGAGCUCAGAAAACAUGCUAGGCAAGAGGGUCGUCGGUACUGUGAUCCUGUUGUGCUGACUUACCAGGCUGAGAGGAUGCCAGAACAGAUCCGCUUAAAGGUUGGAGGUGUGGACCCAAAACAGCUGGCUGUUUAUGAAGAGUUUGCACGAAAUGUCCCUGGCUUCCUCCCUACCAAUGACUUAACUCAGCCCACAGGAUUCUUAGCUCAGCCUAUGAAGCAGCAAGCUUGGGCGACAGAUGAUGUUGCACAAAUCUAUGACAAGUGUAUGACAGAACUGGAGCAGCACCUGCAGUCCAUUCCACACACCUUGGCCAUGAAUCCUCAAGCUCAAGCGUUGCGCAGCCUCUUGGAGGCUGUAGUAGUGGCUCGGAACUCCCGGGAUGCUAUUGCUGCACUUGGACUGCUGCAGAAGGCUGUAGAGGGCUUACUGGAUGCCACCAGUGGGGCAGAUGCUGACCUCCUGCUUCGCUAUCGUGAGUGUCAUCUGCUUGUGCUGAAGGCUCUGCAGGAUGGACGUGCCUAUGGAUCUCCAUGGUGUAAUAAACAAAUUACUAGGUGCCUGAUUGAAUGCAGAGAUGAGUACAAGUACAACGUGGAAGCUGUGGAGCUGCUGAUCCGCAAUCACCUUGUUAACAUGCAGCAGUAUGACCUCCACUUGGCUCAGUCAAUGGAGAAUGGCUUGAACUACAUGGCUGUGGCAUUUGCCAUGCAGCUGGUAAAGAUCCUGUUGGUGGAUGAGAGGAGUGUCGCCCAUGUAACAGAGGCAGAUCUGUUUCACACAAUUGAGACACUCAUGAGGAUUAAUGCUCAUUCCAGAGGAAAUGCCCCAGAAGGGUUACCACAGCUGAUGGAAGUGGUCCGAUCAAACUAUGAAGCAAUGAUUGAUCGUGCUCACGGAGGUCCUAAUUUCAUGAUGCAUUCAGGAAUUUCCCAAGCCUCUGAGUAUGAUGACCCACCAGGUCUCAGGGAGAAGGCAGAAUACCUGCUGAGGGAGUGGGUGAACCUCUACCAUUCAGCUGCCGCAGGCCGUGACAGUACCAAAGCAUUCUCUGCAUUUGUUGGACAGGUAGAGCUUUUGGAAAGAAAGAUGCACCAGCAAGGAAUCCUGAAAACCGAUGACCUGAUCACCCGCUUUUUCCGCCUCUGCACUGAAAUGUGUGUUGAAAUCAGCUAUCGUGCUCAGGCUGAGCAGCAGCAUAACCCUGCUGCCAACCCCACUAUGAUUCGAGCCAAGUGCUACCACAAUCUGGAUGCCUUUGUGCGACUUAUUGCACUGCUAGUGAAGCAUUCUGGGGAGGCAACCAACACAGUUACAAAGAUCAACCUCCUGAAUAAGGUCCUUGGUAUUGUGGUGGGAGUUCUCCUGCAAGACCAUGAUGUUCGGCAGAGUGAGUUUCAGCAACUUCCUUACCAUCGUAUUUUCAUCAUGCUGCUGUUGGAAUUAAAUGCUCCUGAGCAUGUGCUGGAGACCAUCAACUUCCAGACACUCACAGCAUUCUGUAACACAUUUCACAUCCUGAGGCCUACAAAAGCUCCAGGUUUUGUUUAUGCCUGGCUGGAACUGAUCUCCCAUCGGAUAUUUAUUGCAAGAAUGCUGGCACAUACACCACAGCAGAAGGGUUGGCCUAUGUAUGCCCAGUUACUGAUUGAUCUCUUCAAGUACUUGGCUCCUUUCCUUAGAAAUGUGGAACUCACCAAACCUAUGCAAAUUCUUUACAAGGGUACUCUGCGUGUGUUGCUGGUCUUGUUGCAUGAUUUCCCAGAAUUCCUUUGUGACUACCACUAUGGUUUCUGUGAUGUGAUCCCACCUAACUGUAUUCAGCUAAGGAAUCUGAUCCUGAGUGCCUUCCCACGGAACAUGAGGCUUCCAGACCCUUUCACCCCCAAUCUAAAGGUGGAUAUGUUAAGUGAGAUUAAUAUUGCUCCGCGAAUACUCACAAAUUUCACUGGAGUGAUGCCACCUCAGUUCAAGAAAGACUUGGAUUCCUAUCUCAAAACCCGCUCGCCGGUCACCUUUUUGUCUGACUUGCGUAGCAACCUACAGGUAUCAAAUGAACCCGGCAACCGCUACAACAUCCAGCUGAUUAAUGCCCUGGUGCUCUACGUAGGUACUCAAGCUAUUGCGCACAUUCACAACAAAGGCAGCACACCCUCUAUGAGUACCAUUACCCACUCAGCUCACAUGGACAUCUUCCAGAACUUGGCAGUAGACCUGGACACUGAAGGCCGGUACCUUUUCUUGAACGCAAUCGCCAACCAGCUGCGAUACCCCAACAGUCACACCCACUACUUCAGUUGCACCAUGCUCUACCUAUUUGCAGAGGCCAACACUGAGGCUAUCCAGGAGCAGAUCACUAGGGUUCUCUUGGAACGACUGAUUGUAAACAGGCCUCAUCCUUGGGGUCUCCUUAUUACUUUCAUUGAGCUGAUAAAAAAUCCAGCAUUUAAGUUCUGGAACCAUGAGUUUGUUCACUGUGCCCCAGAAAUUGAGAAGUUGUUCCAGUCAGUUGCACAGUGCUGCAUGGGGCAGAAGCAAGCCCAGCAAGUGAUGGAAGGGACUGGUACCAGUUAGAUGAGCCACAUGUCAUGUUGUAAGCGUGCCAGUCUGGGGGCCCCCAUACCAUCGACUGAUAGAAGACUCUGUAAGGCUCCUCCUGACCUUCCCAGCCCUCUUGAUUGGGUAGAUGCAACAGACCCUGGUUAAAGCUGUUCAAAAAGUUUCAGUUGUUCAAAAACGUUCCAAAGUUUGAAACCAGUUUUUUUUACUUUUGGCCAAAAUUCAGAAGAUGCUGUGAAUAUCAUUUUGAACUAAUGUAAAUACAAAGAACAGAAACAUUUGCCUGGACUUCUGGGUUUGUGCAAAUUGUGUAAAAGGCAGAUGGGUAACUGGUGCCUGUCCAGCUUGUAAUAAAGGGACAGCUGCUGAUGCCAAGCA